Messenger RNA from Varanus komodoensis (Komodo dragon), 9623 nucleotides. RefSeq names its product tensin 2 (gene TNS2). The record is from RefSeq and is a predicted model, not a curated record. The transcript has 27 exons. Gene Ontology annotation, molecular function: protein binding; protein tyrosine phosphatase activity. Lineage: Eukaryota; Metazoa; Chordata; Lepidosauria; Squamata; Varanidae. Gene Ontology annotation, biological process: peptidyl-tyrosine dephosphorylation. Bases 1459 to 5874 code for a protein of 1471 amino acids.
GAGUUGGGUUCUGGGCUCUUUGGAGACAUGGUGGCCUAGUUUUGUAGAAUCAAAGCAGGGAAAAUAAGCCUUAUUUUUUCUGCUGCACCUGCCUGCAGGAGUUGCAGCAUCUCACCUGCUAGAGUGUCUUACUGCCCUGACUAACCAGCCACCCCAGCACUCUAAAACUGGCAUGUUUAUUCUGGCUUGGCUUGCUAACCGUGGCAACAAGCCACUAUCCCCAGGAUCACAAGCCACACUGUUGAGGGGAAUCACUCAAACCCAACAGGUACGUGGGACAGGUGAAAUAAGCUGCUGUACUUUAUUUCCCUUGCCGUCUUAGUGCAAACCAGGUCACUCCAUGCAAUUUGAAAUUCAGUAUAUAUUCAGCAUAGACACAUGUUCCUCGUGCCUGUUGGGAAUCUCCCCCACUGCAAAGGCUUAUUCAAGUACGUGUGGGAGCAAGAAAACUCCCACAGCCUGACAUUCUGUUCCUUGUGUGGGUCUGUUAGUUCUGUGCUGAAGUGUACGUGCCGCUAUUAUGAGACAAACACUGCAUCCUGCAUUUUUGACCGCUCAGUGUUAAAAAAUACUGGAAGCAGGGUGCAUGAAAAGUUUUGGCUCUCUUGGAGCCCUGAAAACAGCUUAAUUACUUUGGGGGACACAGUUCAAGCCUUAACACUCGAAAGGGGGAAGCAUUAUCAUUUUAUUUAUUAUUUACACAGCUCCAUAAAUGUGGAGCAAGAGCAAGAUCAUUAUCCAGAGGAGCAUACAGUCUCAAUUUCAAUGACGCACAUAGGAAGGAAAGAGAGGUAAAAGUUGGGGUACACAAGAAAGAGUGAAUGUAACCCCCUGGGGGUUUGGGUGGCAUAAGCCAGGUUUUUAAUGUUUGGGUGACAAAUAGGUUGCAAGAAUUUCCCUGAAUUCAGAUUACAAUUUAAAAGAACUAAGCAGAGGUCAGCCUAAGGUUAGUAGCUGAACAGUCCUUCAUCAUUGUUUGGUAACAACCGGUUUCCAUGGGUAGUACAGCAACUUUCAAAAUCUAUACAUAGAGCCAGUGUCAAGGGUAGGCAUGCUUGGGCAUCCGUCAAGAGUCCAUAUCUCACUGGGGCCCAUUGGCCAGAGCCCUUUAGACUGGUUUCCCGUCAUUUUCCCUAUUACUCAGCUGCAUUCUUUUUUUUUAAGGCUUGGACUGUCCCUGAGACAGAAGAAGAGACGGAGCUGGGAAACUGCCAUGCUGGGAGAUAGAUGAAGGGUCAUGUAGCUCUGUGCUUUCCUGUUGGGACUUUCCUGCAGAUAAUUUGCAGCCAGGCAUGCUGGGGCUGCCAGAGCAGGAAAGCUGCAGUGGAAAGGCUCUGGCUAAAGCCUCGGAAUGCUCCGCGAGGGAAGUGUGGCAUGGCACAAAGCGCCAGUCACACAGGAGCAUGAGGGACCAUGUUCACCACUUAGAGGUUGGUAGGAGUGGGGCAGCUGCAGCUCAUGGGAACAAGCUCAAGCCAAGAGGUGCCAUCAUCCUGCCAGCCCCUCCCCCCACCAGAUCUGCGGCGGAAUACAGCCCCAGUCCGGCGCAUCGAGCAUUUGGGCUCUACAAAAUCCCUCAACACUGCAAAGCAACGGAACACAUUACCUAGAAGUUUCAGCCUGGAUCACGUAAUGGAACGCAAAUAUGACUUUGACCUUAUUUACAUCACGGAGCGCAUCAUCUCUGUCUUCUUCCCACCUGCUUUGGAGGAGCAGCGUUACCGUAGCAACCUCCGGGAGGUGGCCCAGAUGCUAAAAUCCAAGCAUGAGGACAAGCACAUGCUCUUCAACCUAUCAGAAAAACGGCAUGACAUCAUCAGACUGAACCCCAAGGUGCAAGAUUUUGGCUGGCCUGACCUGCAUGCCCCACCAUUGGACAAAAUCUGUUCCAUCUGCAAAGCCAUGGAGACCUGGCUAAACUCAGACCCACAGCAUGUGGUUGUACUUCACUGCAAGGGCAACAAGGGCAAGACUGGCGUGAUUGUAGCGGCCUACAUGUACUACAGCAAAAUCUCUGCAAGUGCAGACCAGGCCCUCAGCACACUGACCAUGCGCAAGUUCUGUGAGGACAAGGUGGCUGCCUCCCUGCAACCCUCCCAGAAGAGGUACAUCCAUUAUUUCAGUGGGCUACUCUCGGGCACAAUCAAGAUGAACAGCAACACCCUCUUUCUGCAUCACGUCCUGCUCCCGGCUAUCCCUGCUUUUGAGGCUGGAGGAGGUUAUCAACCGUUCCUGAAGAUCUACCAGUCCAUGCAGCUGGUCUACACCUCUGGGAUCUACAGCCUCCACGGAGCCAGCGGGACUCAGAAAGUCUGCAUCUCUCUGGAGCCAGCCUUGCUCUUGAAAGGGGACGUCAUGGUGAAAUGCUACCAUAAGCAGCUCCAAGGAACUGAGAGGGAUGUUGUGUUCCGGGUCCAAUUCCACACUUGCACCAUCCACAGCACCCAACUCUGGUUUAGCAAAGAUGAGCUGGAUGAAGCCUGGAGAGAUGAACGGUUCCCCUUUGAGGCAAGCGUGGAAUUUGUCUUCUCUUCUAGCCCUGAGAAAAUUAAAGGCCGGGAGACCUACAGGAACAAUGCUGCUGUUGCAGUAGAUUACAGUAUCUCUGAUCCUAUAGUCCGUUGGGACUCCUAUGAGAACUUCAACCUUCACCACGAAGACAGCUUGGAAGAUGUCUUACACACCCGGGGGCCCCUUGAUGGAAGCCUGUAUGCCAGAAUUAAAAAGAAAGGUGACCUGAGCAGCUUCUCCUCUGUCAACGGCAGCCCAAGCAGUCCAGAGUCCCCUCCGCAGCAAGGUGGGCGCCUCCUGUCCAUCAGCAGCGACUCAGGGCAUUCCUCCAUGCUGACUGAGAAGGCCGACGACAACACACCACCAUCCAGGCUGCAGCCCACUGCUGCGGAGAAGGAAGAGCUGGACCGGCUCCUGGGUGGAUUUGGUGUCCAAACUCGGCAGUCCAGUGAGGCGAAUGGUUCUCAUUCGCUCUCCCCCUCCGUCACCAAGGAAAGAGAGACGGCCAUUUUGGAAGAUGAGCUUUCAGAUAUGAGUCAACCAGCCACCCCUUUUUCCUACCAAACCCAGCGCUCAGGCCUGGCCCGGCAUUGUUCCUGUCGCCUCGGUUACCGCUCCCACAGCCCCGAGAGGCCUCAUAACAUGGUCUACUAUAGGCAAGAUGGCUCUCUGGAGCGCCGACAGGCAAUCUAUAAUGGUGGGCACUCCCACAUGCAUCCUGAAGGCUACGAGGAGAAAAGGCGUGUGUUUCGCUCUCUUUCUGAGGGCAUUCAGCCCCACUCCUACCCAUUCAGCCACGAGCCGCCGCCACCCCCGCCACCGCCCCUGCACAGUCCCAGCCAGCAGGAGCACGAGGAGUUGCUGAUCUUGGAGGACCCCCCCACAUAUUUAUGCCCCUGCCAAGACUGCCAAGAGGUAGCCCGUGAAGAUGCCAGGUUGCCCACAGCUUCCUUCUACAGCCUGCGACUGAACCGGGAACCAGAUCUGUGGGGGGUGGAGAACAUGAGGCCACCCCUGCUCCAUCAUCCCCUCCACCGGAGUGGGCAGCCCAUGCCACUUCUGAUGCCAGUCCCCUAUGGGCACCCCCACUUGUCGCAUGGGCAGCAGCAAGCCUUUAACUUUGAGCCCAAGAUGGUGACCAUGCACACAGGCCACAGCUACCAGGCCCACCAGAGGUCCAAGGUAACAGACGAGAACAGCGAGGCAUAUCCUUACCCACGCUACAGCCCAGCCUACCCUCCAGUGCCAUCAUAUGCCUAUGGCAGAGCCCCGGUCAAGCCCUGCAUGCCUCCUUACGUCUCUGGAUACAUGGGGUCUCCCCACUCAGGCUCCAUGCCCCCAACCAGCCCACUAUAUCCUCCAGCCAGGAAGCAUGGCUGUGAGCCCCCUGAAGGCAGCAAUGGAUACCUCCUGCCGGCGCCCUCCGAAAGACCUCAUGAGAUGCAAGACUGCAGAGAUGCUGGGCCCCGGCAAGAUGCUCUGAGGCCCCUGCAGCAACAGCGGCAAGAAGCACGAGCUGCUAGUGCAGACAUGUCUGGCUCCCCCUUACCAGUGCACACCAGCAGCCCAGUAUUCAGCAGUGACAGCCCUGGAAUCUUCAAGCACAGCAACAAGGCCAGCAGCCCUCCUGAAAGCCUGCACCCAUCAAGCCCGGAGCAGCUGGCUUCUUCUGGCUGGAAGAGAGGCCCAGAGAAGAUGGCUUUGUCAAGCAGCCCCACGCAGGUUCUCUCCCCGAUGCAGGCCUUCACCCACCUCCCCUCCUUCAGGCCACAAGCUAAUGGAGCAUCCCUGAGUCUAGGCCUCCCGCUGCCACAGCCCUGCUCCCGCACCCUCUGUGUGGCCAGCCCGCUGCACCUCGCCUCCUCGCCCACAGCUAAGUGUGGGGUCUUUCCAGAGGGCCAACUGCAGCAGAACGUCUCAGAAAGAUCCAGCCCUCGUGCCACGGUGGUCUCCCAGGAGUUACCCCCAGAAGGCGCUGCAGGGCAUCAGCUCAGUCCUGUCAUGGAAAGACCAGCCCAGAGGAGCAGCUCCGGUGUUUCCUGCCCCAGCCAGCCCCUUCCUGGCUGCAGGGCUGUGUCCAGCGCCCCGGCCUCGCCUCAGAUCCCUGUUGGCUACAACAGCCGGCCUCCCAGCGAGAGGACUGAACCUGAGACAAGCACUCUUCUUCACCACCCCAACAGCAACCCCUCCCUUGGGCUCUGCCCAGUCAGCAUCCAGUCGCCGGCUGCCGGAUGCAGCUUUGCUGACACGCAAGGCUCACCAACCCCAGCCUUCCCUAUCGCCACAGCCUACUACACGGGGGUAGAGGGCAGCCCCUCCAGCCGGGACCGACUCUGUGAGCUGCCGCAGCCUCCGCUGCCUGAGAAGCAUCACAUUCUGGCAACCAGAAACUGGGAGAGGGGCUCUCCACCUGGCCGUAGCCCUGGCUCUGCUCACCAUGUCACCUUUGCUCCUGGAGUACCUGAUGGAAGCACACCUGGCCUAGUUGCACAGCAACAGAACCAGGCCAGUGUCAAAUUUGUCCAAGAUACAUCAAAGUUCUGGUACAAGCCUAAUUUGUCCCGGGAUCAAGCCAUUGCCCUCCUAAAGGACAAGGAGCCGGGCACAUUCCUCAUCCGGGACAGCAACUCGUUCCAGGGGGCCUACGGCCUGGCUCUGAAAGUGGCCACACCUCCACCCAACAGCAUCAACCACUCCACCAAAGGAGACCCUGCAGAACAGCUGGUGCGCCAUUUCCUGAUUGAGACAGGACCCAAGGGAGUGAAGAUCAAGGGCUGUAACAAUGAACCCCAUUUUGGCAGCCUGCCAGCCCUGGUGUCCCAGCAUUCCAUCACUCCCAUCUCAUUGCCUUGCCAUCUCCUCAUCCCAAACAAAGAUAUUGUGGAGGAGAGCAUCGAGCUGACUGUUCCCACCAACAUGAGUACAGCUGCUGAUUUGCUGAAGCAGGGAGCAGCCUGCAGCGUGCUUUAUCUGAGCUCAGUGGAAACAGAGUCCCUGACAGGUCCACAGGCCGUAGCCAAAGCAGCCACCAGCACCCUGAGCACCACCCCCCGUGCUUCUGCUUGCAUCGUGCACUUCAAGGUGUCAGCCCAAGGCAUCACGCUCACCGACAACCAGAGGAAGCUGUUUUUCCGGCGUCAUUAUCCAGUCAGCAGUGUCACCUUCUGCAGCACAGAUCCUCAGGACCGCAGGUGGGCCAACCCAGAUGGAACCACAUCCAAGAUCUUCGGCUUUGUGGCCAAGAAGCAGGGCAGCCCAUGUGAGAAUAUUUGCCACCUCUUUGCUGAACUAGACCCUGAGCAACCAGCGUCCGCCAUUGUCAAUUUCAUCACCAAGGUGAUGCUGGGAACUCACCGAAGAUGAAGGCUGCCGGGAGGUUGCACCAGAUCUCUUGUCCUGCAUCCCUGAUGACUCCCCAGGUGGUCCAUGCCAUCUACAGUGUGAUGCAGGAUCCCAUACAAUAUGGGGAGAAGGUCCUUUUGGGCAGGUUGGCAGGCCUAGAUGAUGAUGCUUCUAGGACUCUGCUAUCCUUUCCCUUGCCCUUCCCACUUUUUCCCCACUCCUAUAGGCCAGCAGAAUGAGUGCAGAAAAAAAGGAAGUUGAGUGUGCACCUACUUUAACUUACCCAAACAGUGGAAGGUGAAUGUCUUGACAUGAUUUUGCAAGCAUGAAAGCAGGCAUGAAGCUGCAUAAAGGAGCAUAUCUGAUUUUUCCAUUUGCAGAGCCAAGGUGUGGCUUGGGCAUAUUUAAGAGCCACUGUAUAUAAUCUGGUGGCAAACACAGUGCUGGGAAGUGUGCAGGCCGCUGCUCUAUUGGAAAACUUGUGAGGGGGUAUGUCCUUUUUGCAGAAGCAAAAUGUCCCCCAACAGUGGGGGGGGGGGGGAGGUGGCUGGGUGGGAAGAGGCUGCAAGAGGGUAACAAGGGGAAAGGUUAGGGUUGCUUUUGUCUAUGCUUGCCACAUGACAGCAGAGAAAGAGCACCCAACUUCUCAUUUGCCUCCAAACAUGAAGAUCAGUCCAACAUGACUGUAAAUUCUCAUUAGACUUAUCAGUAUCUAAAUUUGCAGGUGUUCAGCUUAGGAACCAAUGAUUCAUGGUAAAAGUUUGACAAGCUACAGCUGCAAGGCAGGUCUUCAGUGUUUUGGAAUCCUAAAUAUUUUAAAACUGCCCUCCUUUUCUCCCCUUUUUAUUCUUUGCCAGCCCUAGCAGUUUCUUGGUCCUAGCCAAGCCAGCUGAGGGCUGAGAGCUGGCUUUUCAUUACUUUCCUAAUCCCUGCUGCUAUUCAAAGCAGAAAGACUUCAGUUUCUGAUGAUACCUGUGCAUCUAUACCUUGUCCAGCAUUGGCCCUUGCAAAAGUCUGCCCAGGGAUAAGAUUGAUGCAAUUUGCUAUCAUGGGGCUGGAAUCCUUGAACUUAUUGCAACCUCCAAUCUGCAUCUUGGAUAAAGUGAAUGAGUUAAGUAAUGAAAAAGACUCUGAUCAAGCAGUGGCUCUUUGCUUACUUCUCAUAUGCUGAGUUUUAGCUGUAAACAGUAGGUGAAAAGAAUUAUACACGCAGCAGAAAAACACAGGGACAUGUAAAUAGUCUAAGAUAGACAGCAAGGGGUGGGACUCUUUUUAGGCUGUUUGGGGAGGAGAAAAUGGGGAGAGGCAAAUGAGCAUUCUGGCCAAUGCAGAUUUUGUUUCCUCAAAGAAAACCUGAUUGAAGCAAAAAGCACUAUAAGCAUAAUCUAUAAAAAUAAGCAAACUCUGUCAGGGAUGGCCACACUCGAGGUGGUUUCCAGGGUGCUGAGCAAAUGGGUUAGGUCAAAAGCUAUUAAUGUAUAAGCAUUCCAGACAGAGGGCUCCUAGCAUACCCAAUUAAAAGACAAGGUAAUAGAAUAAUAGUGUCCCUCCACCAAGCAAAAAGAACAGUGUGGAAAUAAAUCGUAGACAAUGGUACUUGGGCCCUAUAAAAGGGGUUAAUGAGGCAGGAUGACAGCACAAUAAAAGUUUUUUGUUUUUUGGAAACAUCCUCUGACCAUGAUGCUCAGGAGUACUUUGGCCACCCAAUUCUAUAAUGGAGCCACAUUUGUGACAACAGGCAACUGUAUGUGCUAAAGGGUGCAAAGAGCAGGGCUGAGAGAGUCAGCUGUAUUGACAAAGAGAGGGUACCUAGUUUGCAGCGCAUCAAAGCCUUGUAGAGGCAGCAUAUGCCUAACAGGCAGAAGAGAAUGGGGGCUCUGUUCCCAGGUUCUAGCCAAUUAUAAGGGAGCAGUAGUGUAGGCUUUAGGAGCAGAACCAAGGAAUCUUGGUUCUUAUGUUUGCUUGCACAGGAAAGCAGUAAUACUGAGUUCUUGGCUUAGGUUUGGAUUAUUUGGACCUGCCCAAGUUCAAUUCCCAUUUAUCCCCAAGCAGACUUACAAAUGACUCAAAUGAAACAAAACAAAUUCCCCAUCAGAGGAAAACAGCAGCAUCCUCUUUAUAGCAGCAGCAAUUUCAAAAGCUGUUGUAUGGCUUCUAGAACAAGUGACAUAGCCUUGUAUAAAUACAAGGAGUCUUCAAGUACAAGGACUUUCUCUGGAGUCUUCUUGAUAUUUUGGGUGACAGGUCCCAACUAUUGACUAUGCUGACUGGGGCUGAUAAGAGGUCACACACAAAAUAUCUGGAGGCAUUCAAGCUGGGAUGGUUGUUCUGGAGGACUUUCAGGUAUCAGGCUAUUGAGGAAAUGGUUAAAGCACCCAAUCCCUUAUAAAUCACUUUCUUGAAUUUACUUUUCUCACAGAAAAAGCAUCUGUUGGGCUUUAGUAUAUAAUUUAUAGUUAAGCUCUCAGCCACUUGAUUCUGGGCAGCUAAUAAGACAAUUACUUUUUUUUGCUCUUAAGUUUUAUGACUGAUGCAAAAGAUGUGUGAAGUUCAAUUUUUUGGGAAGGCAAAAACCUUUUAAAUUGGGCAGAUGGUUCCAGCAAUUUGAAGUCCCAGAUUACCUAUUUAAAAAUGUGGGGUUCAAUUCUUUUUUUCCCCACCUUUCCAAAAAUCCCUCUCUUAUUAGAGGGACAGAAGGCCUGUUCUCCUUUGCAUGCAGUUCUCAUAAGGAAGCUAAGUGAUGUAAAGACCAGGAUUAAUGAGUAAAGGGAGGAACACAGAAGUGCAUGAAAUGCAGAAAUCUUGACCUGCCAAAGGCCCUGCAUCACACUUGUUCUGGGUGGAACAGAAUUUUUUUCCUAGCAAGCACUGAUGCCUACUUCUAGGCUUUGUCUUCCUUAACUAGUAAGAGGACUGAAUGUGGGAGAAGGCCAUGGGGCACCUUCUGACACCUGUCUUGGCCUUUACCAAGAAACUCCAUUUCUCCAAUUUGGUUUCAGGUUAACAUAUUUUAUUCUUCACAGUUGGGCUUUCUGUGAACUAGCUUGCUAUUGGUGCUUGAACCCAUAGCUUCAAAGAGAUUGUUUAAUAUAUUAGGCUUAAGAACCACUGAAUUUUCUGUACAAGUGACCUCGCCUUUGCUACAGCUCCUUUGAUAACAGUUUUGCAGUAGUGCUCUGGACAGUUGUAUGAAUGUGGCCACAGCCCAAAAAGGUUGCCUAUCCCUGGACUGGACCCUUGGUGAGUUUUAAAAAAACAGUGACAACAAAGAAAUUGAGAAUUGUAUGAUGAUAUAUGAAUAGUGUGGACAAUAGCUAUUUUGAUUUAAUUUUCAUUGGUGAGAAAUAUAGAAAGCACCAGAAAAUACCAGAAGCACAAGAGUUGUGCUUGGAGGAGUAUCUGCAUCUCAUCUUUUUAGGCACCUCCAAUGCUGAAGCAAGGGAGGCUGGCUAGAUUAUUUGAGAGUGCACAUUAGUGGGAGAAGGCAAGCAUGGCUGGUGAAAAGGGGGCUCUGCUGUUAGCCCUCAGUUCCUUGAAGUAGGGAAAAAGGGAGGGCUGGGUUAGAACAGAUUUCUAUUUUUGUCUACUAAAGAAUUUAUCUAUGAAUGUUAGCCAGAGAUGUCUUGAUAAUAUAUAUCUAUAUGGGGGUAGGGGGGGAGAAAGCAGCAAUACUAAGUUUGGUUAUUUUUUUAUAACUGUAUUUUCUCCUUCCUGUAUAAAUGACAAUACAAUUCCUGUUUAUUCAGAAUCAACACAGGAAAAAAAAGGCA